Messenger RNA from Panicum virgatum (switchgrass), 1777 nucleotides. RefSeq names its product glycerophosphodiester phosphodiesterase GDPD2-like. Gene Ontology annotation, biological process: glycerophospholipid catabolic process. Gene Ontology annotation, molecular function: phosphoric diester hydrolase activity. Bases 29 to 1420 code for a protein of 463 amino acids. NCBI's taxonomy places the organism in Eukaryota, Viridiplantae, Streptophyta, Magnoliopsida, Poales, Poaceae. The record is from RefSeq and is a predicted model, not a curated record. The transcript is spliced from 7 exons.
UCCGAAUAUCCCGCAGGAUAAACCCAAGAUGGCACCCGGAAUAUUCCCGCCACGCCGCGGCCGCUUCGAUUUCCACCGUCGCCCGCCUUAUAAAGGCGCCUUCCCGUUUCCUUCCCCGUCGCGACCUCGCCACCCAAUUUCAAUUCGGUUCAACGCCGGCGCUUUCCGCCGCCUCGCCCCGGCCAAAUCCUCCUCCGGUCCUCUCACCCCGCCGAUCGAGCAGGAGACCAGCCGCGGCCGGCGCGACACGCACAAUGGCCCAGCUCAAGGCCGCGCGCGUCGCCGACGUGCCCACCCUGGACGUGGUGGCCCCCGGCCUGGUGGUCGCCGGGGCGGACGCGGCCCCCGCGGCGCGCGCGCCGGGCGGGCGGUUCUCGGUGGUCGGGCACCGCGGGAAGGGGAUGAACGCGCUGGCGUCGGCGGACCGGCGGCUGCAGGAAGUCCGCGAGAACACCGUCCGCUCCUUCAACGACGCCGCGCGCUUCCCCGUCGACUACGUCGAGUUCGACGUCCAGAUGUAUCAGAAGAGAACCGUGAAUAUCGAAUUUUGCAGGUCACCAAGGAUGGGUGCCCAAUCAUCUUCCAUGACAACUUCAUCUACACCGAAGAAGAUGGCAUAAUUUCACAGAAGCGCGUCACUGAUCUUCAGUUGGAAGACUUCGUCCAGUAUGGACCGCAAAAUGAGCAGGGGAAGAUCGGGAAGCCCCUCCUUCGCAAAAUGAAGGGCGGCAGAAUGCUGAACUGGAAUGUGCAGUCAGAGGAUGCUCUUUGCACGCUUCAAGAAGCAUUCGAGAAGGUGAACCCGAGAUUGGGCUUCAACGUUGAGCUCAAAUUCGAUGACUAUCUUGAAUACGAGGAGGAGGAGCUCACUCGCAUCCUCCAGGCCAUCUUGAAGGUGAUCUAUGAGUACGCCAAGGACAGGCCUAUACUCUUCUCUAGCUUCCAGCCUGAUGCUGCGCAGCUCAUGCGGAAACUGCAGAGCAAAUACUCUGUAUACUUCUUGACAAACGGAGGGACAGAGAUUUACACUGACGUGAGGAGGAACUCGUUGGAGGAGGCCAUCAAGCUAUGCCUUGGCAGCGGCCUGCAAGGGAUAGUUUCCGAGGCCCGUGGGAUAUUCAGGCACCCUGCUGCCAUACCAAAGAUCAAAGAGGCCAACCUCUCCCUGCUGACCUACGGAACAUUGAAUAACGUGCCGGAGGCCGUGUACAUGCAGCACCUGAUGGGGGUGAAUGGGGUGAUCGUCGACCUGGUGCCGGAGAUCACCGAGGCUGUCUCCGAGCUCAUCGCCCUGCCAGAGCCUGACCCUGAAGUCGAGAACUUGAGCAACAACCAGGCUGCUAAAGGCGCUGCAACACCGAAUUUCUCGCAACGCGAGAUCUCGUUCCUGCUGAGGCUCAUACCUGAGCUUGUCCAAUAAUGCCUCGCCUUCCAGAUGUCUAUCAUGAAUGAAUGAUCUGAUGUAUUACUGAUUUAGCGACCCGCAUACAAGAAAAAAAAAAGCCCUUGCGCAGGGUUAUAUGUUUAUGUAGGUUGAUGAUAAGUCUAUCCUGUCCUUAAGCUUGUCCUGUUUUAAUUUUGCUGGGAGGAUUGGGGAUUUGAUCAAUGCUGUAGUAGGCAGGGCAAGUGGUGGUGAGGUCUGACAGAAACAAGCUGACAAGUGUUUGGACCCCUGAAAGGAGUCUUGAGUGUAGUAUCUGUAACGCAAUACCGAGCUGUUUGAGUUAAAUCGUAAUGUAUUGAUGAGAGUUGUUAUGAGCAGUGUAUUUUUAAGAUG